GCACGUCAGUCUUUAAACACUCCCACCUAGAGCCUUUCUCCCACCCUCAUCUAAGGCAAUCGAAUGCAGCGUGAAUGGCAAGCAAAAAACACACCACAAAUUUUUUUUAUUAUGAAGCUUUAAAGAACGUCUUAAAAUGAACAAAAAUAAGCAUCCGGAAUCGUAUUCAAUUUAAGGAAUCAUAAUUUUAAAUUUUCAGUAGAACUCAAGCAAGCUUUUUAGAUUUUAGACAAAAUUUAUUGGCUUAUUAUUAUUCGUCAGUAAUUUUCAUUUUGUAUUUAUAUUCUGUAUCUUUGUUUAGUGUGUUGUUGUAGUUUUUUAAAAUUCGUAUGCUUUGUCAAAAAAUUUUGAUUUUGUAAAUGCAAAAGCGAAUUUUUUAAAACUGAUAGUAUAUUAUACUAAUCUCUUAUAAUUUCCUGAACAUCAAACAACCUACGCAAGCCAAUAAGAUUGAGUCAUAGUACAUGAAGAUCCAAUCAUUAGGUUUCUUGGUAACAAUCAAAAUUUCUCAUUCACAUGAAUCAUCCAAGAAGCAUAUAUAAAAGUGACUUUGGUCCUCAUUCCUGGUUUGAAAAUAAUUUCAGUUCAGAUGUAGAAGAAUUUUGUUCUCCGGAUACCAUUGAUGAUUGCUUAAAAUACAUUUCACAAGAAUUCAGUGCCUUAGGUUAUCCAUCCAUUUAUGCUGAUCCUAGUUCUGGUCCACAUUUAGUGAAUUGUGAUAUUGUCAAGUUCUUGAAUGUUAUAUUUGAGAUUCUUAAAGAUUUAAAAGAACAUGUGGAAAGUAAAGAAGAACUUAACAGCAGAAAUCAGCGCUUGGCAAGUGAUCUUAAUAUUUUAAAUAAGAAAAACACUCAGUUGAAAGAGCGCUUGGAACAGACUGAAAGGAAGCUUAGCAGCUCCAUCGAAAAGGAGAGGCAACUUAAAAUUAAAAAUGAGCAGUUCCAGAGUCUUUUAAAAAGUGAAAAGGAUGAGGCUAGUUUUUCCUUUUUCUUUUUUUUUUAGACUGUGCUGUUGUCA
Molecule: messenger RNA, 1017 nt
Organism: Parasteatoda tepidariorum (common house spider)
Lineage: Eukaryota; Metazoa; Arthropoda; Arachnida; Araneae; Theridiidae
Source: RefSeq, a predicted model, not a curated record